AAGUGGGGCCAAACAUCCGGGUUUCUCCCUUCGGCGUCCCGGCGGAUCCCCACCUUGCCCGGGCGGUCGCCCCUCUGAACCUCUCCCUCCCUCGGACCCGGGUCGCACGCUCUUCCCACGCGCGCGUGCUCCAGCGACGGGAAGCCUCGAGGGACAUGGCGACUCCGGCGGCGCCGGCCAGCGGCGUCCGAAAUGGUGCUGGCCCGGAAUGGGGAGGCUUCGAAGAAAACAUCCAGGGUGGGGGUUCGGCUGUGAUUGAUAUGGAGAACAUGGACGAUACCUCAGGCUCCAGCUUCGAGGACAUGGGUGAGCUGCACCAGCGCCUGCGGGAGGAAGAAGUAGAUGCUGAUGCAGCUGCUGCAGAAGAAGAGGAUGGGGAGUUUCUUGGCAUGAAAGGCUUUAAAGGACAACUGAGCCGGCAGGUAGCAGAUCAGAUGUGGCAGGCAGGGAAGAGACAGGCUUCCAGGGCCUUCAGCUUGUAUGCCAACAUUGACAUCCUCAGACCCUACUUUGAUGUGGAGCCUGCCCAGGUCCGAAGCAGGCUCCUGGAGUCCAUGAUCCCUAUCAAGAUGGUCAACUUCCCCCAGAAAGUCGCGGGCGAGCUCUACGGACCGCUCAUGCUGGUCUUCACACUGGUGGCCAUCCUCCUGCAUGGAAUGAAGACUUCUGACACCAUUAUCCGGGAGGGCACCCUCAUGGGCACAGCCAUAGGCACCUGCUUUGGAUACUGGCUGGGUGUCUCGUCCUUCAUUUAUUUCCUUGCCUACCUGUGUAACGCCCAGAUCACCAUGCUACAGAUGUUGGCACUGCUGGGCUACGGCCUCUUCGGGCACUGCAUAGUCCUGUUCAUCACCUAUAACAUCCACCUUCAUGCCCUCUUCUACCUCUUCUGGCUGCUGGUGGGUGGGCUCUCUACCCUGCGCAUGGGCCUUCUGAACUGUCUACCUGUGGCCCUAGGUGGCAGUGUUGGUGUCGCGGACUGUGGGCCCUACUCAGCGGCUGCUGCUCUGUGGCACGCUGGCUGCCCUGCACAUGCUCUUCCUGCUCUAUCUGCACUUCGCCUACCACAAAGUGGUGGAGGGGAUCCUGGACACCCUGGAGGGCCCCAACAUCCCACCCAUGCAGAGGGUCCCCAGAGACAUCCCCGCUGUGCUCCCUGCUGCCAGGCUGCCCGUCGCUGUGAUCAAUGCUACCGCCAAGGCAAUAGCAGUGACUCUGCAGUCACAUUGACCCUCUCUGAAAUCCUCGGCCUGCCCUGACCCCCAGCUCCGGGGCAGAGGAAGAUUAAAGGACAGUACUGAGGAUGUGUGUGCCCAGGUCUGCAGCCACCAGGCUGUGGCUGCCUAAACACCUGCUGGGCACCAGGCUUGGCUUCUGAAGGGCACAAGACCAGGAACUCACAGCUAGGACUGCAAGUCUCUGCAGCCAAGUGCAGAAUAUGGGUCAGCUCUUCUGAGGCCCUCACCCCCUUUCUCUCUACUCCCCUUCUGUCCUAAAUAUAGACUUGGUAAUUAAAAUACUGAUUGAAGUCUAGACCUGUAGCUCCUGUUGGCAGCCAUCCUCCUGCCACCCGUUCUGAUGCCCAUUACUGCCCCACAGAGCAGUGGGUAGGCAGCCCACAGUCCUCAUGUAUAAUGCUAGGCUGGCUGUCCUUUUGAGAGGCCAGGGCAACAAUGACAAAUUUCCACUUACAUCAUUACAAAGACCCCUGUGCUAUCAUGAGAGAAUGUCCCCAUCAGCUGACAUUUGAAGCUAAGCAUGGUCUAAGUGUUAGUGACCAGCACCCUUUAACCUCCACGGAAGGAAAUCCAGGCCAAGUGUACAUUGCUUUUCAUCGCAGCAGGUGCACAGGAACAUGGAUCUUCAAGGCCAACCCAGUCAACAGAGUUCCAAACCACUUAGGGCCAUACAGUUCUUUGAGGGGACUAGACCAGUUCCCAGCACCCAUGCUGGAUGGUUCACAGUUGCUUUUAGCUCCAGCUCCUCCAAGGACCUCAGGGUGCCUGCACUCACUGCACAGGCACAAGCAUUAACAUAAUUAAAAAUAAAACCUGCUGGAUGGUU
Messenger RNA from Mus musculus (house mouse), 2064 nucleotides. It is a transcript of the gene Yipf3, whose product is annotated as Yip1 domain family, member 3. The record is from RefSeq and is marked validated. The transcript is spliced from 9 exons. Gene Ontology annotation, cellular component: cytoplasm; plasma membrane; transport vesicle. NCBI's taxonomy places the organism in Eukaryota, Metazoa, Chordata, Mammalia, Rodentia, Muridae. The coding region runs from base 156 to 1259 and encodes 367 amino acids.